Alternaria rosae is the source of this 1461-nucleotide messenger RNA. RefSeq lists its product as uncharacterized. NCBI's taxonomy places the organism in Eukaryota, Fungi, Ascomycota, Dothideomycetes, Pleosporales, Pleosporaceae. The record is from RefSeq and is a predicted model, not a curated record. Bases 279 to 1406 code for a protein of 375 amino acids. The transcript is spliced from 2 exons. Gene Ontology annotation, cellular component: cytosol. Gene Ontology annotation, molecular function: magnesium ion binding; holo-[acyl-carrier-protein] synthase activity.
CGUUUGCUUCAGCCCUAUUGACCCGCUUACCCCGAGACGGUGCCGCUCUUUGAUCUACCUCUCCAUCAUCGACAUCUCGGGACCCCCAUUGACUCCGUGAACGAUCAUGACAUGUAGAUCUCCACGCGUUCUACACAUCACGUCAAGAAAGGUCGUACCCACACUAAGGCUCCCAAGGCUCAUAUAAGGCGAGACUCCUUCUAGUAGUCUAGACUCACUACUUUAGCCGAUAACGCAAUCCGGCCCAGUAUCAGUCUAGGACGGUGGAUGAAGGCGCUAUGAUCAACAAACAGGAUCAAGAGCCAACGGGACACGGUCUCACGUGCUGGCUACUGGAUACACGAUCGCUAUGGCCUGGAGAGAAGAUUACAGAUUCAGAAUCAGCCAGAGAAGCACUCUCCCUCGUCACCCCCGAGGAACAAGACCUUAUAAAACGCAAAUACCACAUAGCGGACGCGCGCAUGAGCCUAGGUUCCGCCCUACUAAAACGCCUUUUCGUCCACAAAACUCUCGGUACGCCUUGGAAAGACAUCCGCUUCGGCCGAAAACGCGAUCCCAAACAUGGGAAGCCUAUCGCCUUGCGAGUACCACCGCAACAUGGCCCGGCGCCCGUGGAAUUCAACAUCAGUCACCAAGCCGGUCUUGUUGCCCUCGUAGGCUGCGCAACCAAUGAACUCGACGCAGAAGUCGGCGUGGAUAUCGUCUGCGUCAACGAGCGGAAUGACUAUCGCGUUGUGGACGAAGAGGGUUUCGAUGGAUGGGUGGAUAUGUACGCUGAGCUCUUCAGCGCGGAGGAACUCUUCGAUAUCAAGUAUAACGUUGAUCCGUUUCCUCUUCUUGACGGCACGAUGGUUACGCAUGAGAUUCUGGGCCGACACGAUCGCUGUUGUAGGCGAAAUGAGCAUCUCAACGUUACGCUGCCGAGUGGAGAACAGAGGGAGCUUGAUUCAGAUUUACUUAUUGACGCAAAACUACGACGGUUUUACACGUUUUGGUGCUUCAAGGAGGCGUAUAUCAAACUUGACGGCGAGGCAUUGCUUGCAGAGUGGAUACCGCAGUUGGAAUUCAAGCAUGUGCGUGCGCCUACGCCGGGGACGCCGGCGCGAUGUAGCACGCACGGGACUUGGGGUGAGAGAGCCAGUGAUGCGGAGAUUUGGUUUUCGAUGAAGUGGGAUGGGAAGGGGCCUGCGGGUGUGCGGGGCUUGAAGAAAGGCGAAUGUGGCAGGUUAGAAGACACGAGGGUGGAAAUUCAGGCUUUUGAGGAAGACUUCAUGAUUGGGGUUGCGGCGAGGGAGAAGAGAGAUUCGGCGGUUGAUGGGAGUAGGAAGAAGCUGCCGCACGUGUUGACGCAUUUUAGGGGGCUGCAUUUGGAGGAGGAUGUUAUGAGCGUUGCUAGGGGUGCUUGAUAUCGAUGGUCAAUAUGGUGAUACCGCGCUGACUUUCGUAUAUCAUAAUUCAUAU